Molecule: messenger RNA, 3969 nt
Organism: Rhipicephalus sanguineus (brown dog tick)
Lineage: Eukaryota; Metazoa; Arthropoda; Arachnida; Ixodida; Ixodidae
Gene: hpo
Product: serine/threonine-protein kinase 3
Exons: 12
Coding region: 237-2126 (629 amino acids)
Biological process (GO): protein tetramerization; intracellular signal transduction; regulation of MAPK cascade
Cellular component (GO): cytoplasm
Molecular function (GO): protein serine/threonine kinase activity; ATP binding
Source: RefSeq, a predicted model, not a curated record
UGUUGUUGUAAGCUGUCGCCGAAGUCUGUUGGUGCGGUUGUGUUUCGAUGUGUUCGUGAUGUGCCUCGCUGGAUAGCGCACCCGUCGUAGCGUGGUAGUUGUUUGUAACUUAAAUAAAACCACCGUGGGCAUUAUCGCUAUGUGUGUGUGUCGCUGUGAAUGACCGUGGUGGAAAAACUGUGUUUUGUGACAACGUGCGAACAUGCCAUCAGGAGGCAGUGACUUGAGAGCUCACGAUGUCGUCUAAAAGCGAACUAAAGAAACUAAGCGAAGAGAGCCUGACCCGGCAACCAGAGGAGGUCUUCGACAUCAUCUGUAAGCUCGGCGAGGGCAGCUAUGGCAGCGUCUACAAGGCGUUACACAAAGAGUCAGGACAGGUGCUUGCCAUCAAGCAAGUACCUGUGGACACAGAUCUGCAAGAAAUCAUCAAGGAAAUUUCCAUUAUGCAACAAUGCGACAGUCCCUAUGUGGUGAAGUAUUACGGCUCUUACUUUAAAGGGUCUGACUUAUGGAUUGUUAUGGAAUACUGUGGUGGAGGAUCGGUAUCGGACAUCAUGAGGUUACGCAAGAAGACGCUCACCGAAGAUGAAAUAGCGACCAUCCUGUCCGACACGUUGCGCGGCUUGGAGUACUUGCACCAGCGGCGGAAGAUUCACCGAGACAUCAAGGCAGGCAAUAUUUUGCUCAACACAGAAGGACAUGCCAAGCUGGCUGACUUUGGCGUUGCUGGCCAGCUCACUGACACCAUGGCCAAGCGCAACACUGUGAUUGGCACACCGUUCUGGAUGGCACCAGAAGUUAUCCAGGAGAUUGGCUAUGACUGUGUGGCCGACAUCUGGAGUCUGGGCAUCACGGCUUUGGAGAUGGCCGAGGGAAAGCCCCCCUACGGAGACAUUCACCCAAUGAGGGCCAUCUUCAUGAUUCCCACCAAGCCUCCUCCAUCAUUUCGGGAUCCAGACCGGUGGUCACCGGAAUUCAUCGAUUUCGUCUCGCGGUGCUUGGUCAAAAACCCGGAGGAAAGGGCCACAGCAUCGGACCUCCUUCAGCACAUCUUCAUCAGCAACGCGAAACCCGUGGCAAUCCUCCAGCAGAUGAUUGUCGAGGCCAGAGACAUCCAGGAGGACGAGGCAUUCCGCAAGGACAGGAGAGGCAGCACGGGUGAUGCGUUCCUUGACGACGACGAGGUAGAUGCUGGCACGAUGGUAAAGCUCGACGCUGAUCCAGGAACCUUGGUUCCCGACAGAGGGGCUGGUGGUGAUGCCCCAAUAAGCAGUGACCUAGAGUCUGACCUCGGCACGCUGAUCAUCAACAGUGAUGGCGAGGAGGACGACUCUACGAUGAAACGGCACGACACAUCAACUGGAGAACGCAAGGAGAGCUACAGGCCGUACUUCCUGGACCAUUUCGACAAGAAGGAGCGGGAACAGCAGGGAGGCAGUGGAGGCAACUCCAAGGCAUCACCCCGGCACGACGGCACUCCGCACCCAAACUAUUUCCCUCAGGACCUCUCCAAAGCACUGGCAGCCACUGCACCACAGGGCCUGACUCGGCCGGCAACGAGUCAUGCGAGCACUGCCUACGCACACCAGGAAAUGCCCGUGUCCCAGGAACACUUCGCGCAGCAGCUUCAGCGGCAGCUGAACCAAAUGAACUCGCCGUUGCCUGUCAGCGUGGCAUCUCAAGCAGAGCUCCUGCUGCAACAGCAGCAGCAGCAGCAACAACAGCAACAGCAGCAGCAGAAACUCCUCCAGGCGCAACAGCAACACCAGCAGCAGCUGCAGCAACUUCAGCAGCUACAGCGCAUGCAGCAGCAACUGCAACAAGGACAGUUGCAGCCUCUGCUGCGCAACCAGAUUCAGCAACCGCCGCAGCAGCAGUUGUCCACAGCCCAGUCGCCCUCUCACAUGGACCUGGUGCAGGUGCCCAGGUUCCAGCAGCGCGGCUUCAUGGAGGGCGACUUCGACUAUCUCAAGUACCUCAGCUACGAGGAACUCGGCCACCGCAUGUCCAGCCUCGACUCGGAGAUGGAACGGGAAAUCGAAGACCUUCGCCGCCGCUACCACGCCAAGCGGCAGCCCAUCUUAGACGCCAUGGACGCGAAGAAAAAGCGACAACAAAACUUUUAAAACUCGGAGACAGUCUUGGAAGUGGACGUCUUGUGCUUGCCUUGGACACUGCCUUGGAACCGAAGAUGAAGUGGUUCGAGCCUUGUCUUUUACAAAGUAUCUCAUCCUAGGGAGGAGCUUGAAAGUAGCAAGUGUGUUUCGGUAACACCUUGUAUCCUCAUUAUGUAUCAAACUUAAACCGGCGCGUCGUGAGCACCUCGCGCUCAUUUUUAUCGUGGCAGUGCUCUCGGAUUCUCGCUCGAAGACUUUUUGCUGUGUUGAGUGAAGAAAUCCAAAACUGAUAAGACUUUACUCACCUGAGCACUCUCGCCCUUUUUUUUUACCUACUAGCAUAAGCUAGCAGGUGGCUAAAGGAAGGUAUUUCAGCAGUUAUCUGUUUCUGUUCCUUUAGUCAUACUUCCAUUGUUUUUACUUUCAUUAUCUGGCACUCCUCUCUCGCGCUUUAGAACUUCAGUGGCAUUUUUUUCACCUUAGAACAUUCUAGUCCAGGUUCCUGAAGGCAUUUUCAGAAUAAGACUGUACUGCAGUUUUGCAGGUAGCCUGAACGCUGCACCUUUGACUGUGGUGUGCAUGGUCACUGGAUGGAUUGUGCUACGAAAAGGAGGUUAGAAGUUGAAAUGUAUCUUACUUAGCUGUUUGUGUACUAACGAAAGCUCAUAUGAUGUGGGGAAGAAAGAGAGAUACAAAGCCCAUUACGCUGUAAAUUGUGGAAGGAAAGUUAACGACAUAAGUGCUGGUAACUAAAUCCUGUGUUAGUUGAGCGCUAGUUUUCUAACAGUAUUGGACUGCUCGAAAAGGUGAUUUGUUCUUUCUUUUUCUUUCUCAGUUCAUGCGAUGAAGUCAUUAGCAAGUACUCAGCAUCUGUAACUAACUGCGGAUGCAGCAUUACAGAUGCUACGUAACUGCUUCCGUAACACGGAGUCUGUAGCUACAGCUACGUUACGUAUGCUACACACUUGCUAAUGAACUGCAUACGUAGCAUCCAUAAUGGCACUGCAUAUGUAAAAACGCUGCGUUUCACAUAUUGUGUAUGAGCAGAAGUUAUGUGCAGAUGCUCUAUGUGAAACGUAGCCUUCUUACGCCGAUACGGACGUAACGUAUGUAGUACUAAAACUCGCUAGUAUGUUCAGAGUGAUUCUUUACAAGCAUUACAAUUCGCAGCAAUGUAUAGCCUAGAAUGAACGCAUGCCCGAGGUUAUGUGCAUUUGGACUGGCUUUGAGCAACCAAGACUUUUACCCUUUACGUGUCAUACAUUUAGGUUUUUUUUUAUAUGUUGAUCAUUAUACAAAUCGUUCUUAUAUUGCCUUUACUUCGAUAAUACAUUUUUAGCUAUGUUUUGGGCAUUUAUUCCGCGAAAAACGCAUGUUGUACGCUUUUGCGAAACCUCUCCUAUCUUCGUUUUGUUAUCUCUUGAUUUGGGCUUUUGAACAUUCUGUCUCUGUUGCCAUGAGGUCCUUCGUGACCAACUGUACCUUUAACUCACUUUCACAGGUGUGCCUAGUCGUGAUACUACGUACUUUUUUUUAGAAAUGUUUCAUCAUGCCACAAAUGGAACUGCUUUUUUAUAUUUUGUGUCCCAUGCUUUAGAUGUGACUUCCUUUUUUUAGGACAGCCGUAGAUUAUGAAACCUUGUACAUAUGCAGAUUUAUAGACGAGCUGCUAAGGAAACCUGGAAGUGCCUUGUCUUUGGUAUGUAUUAACAGUGAUAGAUCGUGUCGAGAGUAGAUCGUAGCUGUAAUCUUUGUACUUUUGGCAGGCAUUGCCGAUAACAACAAAAAGAAAGGAUGAUUUUCUAGUGUUUUUGUAGUGCACUUGGAACAAACACGACCAUCUGACUUCUGA